This is a messenger RNA of Verticillium alfalfae VaMs.102, 1540 nucleotides long. RefSeq names its product adenylosuccinate synthetase. The coding region runs from base 97 to 1332 and encodes 411 amino acids. Gene Ontology annotation, cellular component: cytoplasm. The transcript is spliced from 21 exons. Gene Ontology annotation, biological process: 'de novo' AMP biosynthetic process; IMP metabolic process. NCBI's taxonomy places the organism in Eukaryota, Fungi, Ascomycota, Sordariomycetes, Glomerellales, Plectosphaerellaceae. The record is from RefSeq and is a predicted model, not a curated record. Gene Ontology annotation, molecular function: adenylosuccinate synthase activity; GTP binding.
GCAGCCGCGUCCAUUAAAAUCUGAUUGCAUAUCGUCUUUUGUUCACUUCGACCACAACGACGGCACCAACGACAAUCAAUCUCGAUAUCACGCAAAAUGACUAUCAAUGUCAUUCUCGGGGCCCAAUGGGGUGACGAAGGCAAGGGAAAGCUGGUUGAUAUCCAGGCCCGGGAGGCGCAACUCUGUUGCCGAGCUGCUGGCGGAUCCAACGCAGGUCACUUGAUCAAGGUGGAUGGAGUCUCCUACAGCUUCCACCUCUUGCCCUCCGGCCUCAUGAAUCCGCGGUGCAUGAACUUCAUCGGCUCCGGUGUGGUCUUUCACAUCCCAACCUUCUUCAGCGAGCUCAAGGAGCUUGAAGAGAAGGGCCUGACCGCGGUGCAUGAUCGAAUCCUUGUUUCUGACAGGGUCAAUGUCCUCUUGGACAUGCACAUGGCAGUCGAUGGUCUCGAGGAGCAGGAGCUCGGAGACGCAGCCAUCGGAACAACAAGACGCGGCAUUGGUCCAUGCUACCAAACAAGCAGGGCGCGUAACGGCAUCAAACUAACUGACAUCUUCCAUCCUGAACUUUUCGAGAAGAAGGUACAGCGCCUCGCUGAUGGUUACCAAAAGCGCUUUGGAGAUCUAUUCAAGUACGACAUCAAAGCCGAGCUUGCUCGUUUUGAAGAAUACAGGGAGACGAUGAGGAAAUACGUCGUGGACGGCGUGGCCUUCAUGACAUCCGCGCAACAGAGCGACACCAAGAUUGUGGUCGAAGGCGCAAACGCACUCAUGCUCGACGUCGAUUAUGGCUCGUACCCAUUCGUUACUUCGUCAAGUACCACGCUUGCUGGCAUCAUUGGUGGACUUACCCUGAACCCGAAGAACAUUACAGAGACGGUCGGAGUCGUCAAGGCUUACACUACCCGUGUCGGUUGGGGCGCCUUCAAGACUGAAGAUACGGAAGAGUAUGGUUGGCAACAAGCUUCAGGAGAUUGGACGCGAAUGGAUCUUGUUGUUGUCAAGUACAGCAACUCCAUCAACUACUACACCAGCCUGAACCUGACAAAGCUCGACGUUUUGGACACUUUCGAGACGAUCAAGAUCGCGAUCGCUUACAAGGUCGACGGACAGGAAUUGGACUCUUACCCUGCGGAUCUUGAGAUCUUGGAACGAGCCGAGGUGGUUUACCAUGAGAUGCCGGGGUGGCAGACACCGACUACCAACGCGAAGACCUACGUCGAUCUGCCCAAGAAGGCUCGCGACUACGUCGAGUACAUCGAGAAGUUUGUGGGCGUCGAGAUCAAGUACAUUGGCACUGGUCCCGAGCGUGAGGCCAUGAUCCGGCGCUCCUGAUUGCGUCGAACGAAUCAUGUACCCGAGCCUCGGCUUGGAUCGUGCGCAAGGAGCGUUGGGCACCCAAGUCAUUGCAUGACUCCCAAAGAGAGUGGAUAUCUACCUUGACGACCACCUUGGUGCCGACUGCUCGCGAACGGUCCUACCGUGCCCCUUUGCCGUGGUAGUUGCGAUGCGUCCUGUACGCAAAUACUCAUUCUAUUGCGGU